Molecule: messenger RNA, 1434 nt
Organism: Fulmarus glacialis (Northern fulmar)
Lineage: Eukaryota; Metazoa; Chordata; Aves; Procellariiformes; Procellariidae
Gene: MGAT4C
Product: MGAT4 family, member C
Exons: 3
Coding region: 1-1434 (477 amino acids)
Biological process (GO): protein N-linked glycosylation
Molecular function (GO): acetylglucosaminyltransferase activity
Source: RefSeq, a predicted model, not a curated record
AUGAGACAAAACUUGAAAUAUUUUGAUAAAAUGAGAUGCUUGCGGAAACGAUCAGCAGUGUCGUUCUUAGGAGUCCUUGUCAUUUGCUUGCUGUUCAUGAACUUGUACAUUGAAGAUGGUUAUGUUUUGGAAGGGGACAAGCAAUUAAUCAGAGAAACAGCCACGCACCAGCUCAACCCAGAGCGCUAUGUUCACACUUUUAAAGAUUUGUCUAAUUUCUCAGGAUCUAUAAACAUUUCCUAUCGCUACCUAGCUGGCACGCCUUUGCCAAGGAAAAGGUAUCUUACAAUUGGGCUAUCCUCUGUGAAACGGAAAAAGGGAAACUACUUGCUUGAGACCAUCAAGUCCAUAUUUGAGCAGUCAAGUUAUGAGGAACUCAAAGAAAUCGCAGUGGUAGUGCAGCUGGCAGAUUUUGACUCAGCCUGGUGUGAAGGGAUCGUCCAGGAUAUUUCACAGAAAUUUGCACAUCACAUAAUUGCGGGCAGAUUAAUAGUUAUUCACGUCCCUGAGGAGUAUUAUCCUGUACUGCAUGGCCUCAAGAGAAAUUACAACGACCCAGAGGACCGUGUGAAGUUUCGAUCCAAACAAAAUGUAGAUUAUGCCUUCCUUCUUAACUUUUGUGCUAAUCUUUCUGACUAUUAUGUGAUGCUAGAAGAUGAUGUUCGCUGUUCAAAGAACUUUUUGACUGCUGUUAAGAAAGUAAUUACCUCACGAGAAGGAUCCUACUGGGUGACUUUGGAAUUCUCCAAACUGGGGUACAUUGGAAAGCUUUACCAUUCCCAUGACCUCCCACGCCUGGCCCAUUUUUUGUUGAUGUUUUACCAAGAAAUGCCUUGCGAUUGGCUGCUCAUCCACUUUCGUGGGCUGUUAGCUCAAAAGGAAGUGAUACGUUUUAAGCCAUCUCUGUUCCAGCACAUGGGAUACUACUCAUCUUACAAAGGAGCUGAAAACAAACUAAAGGAUGACGAUUUUGAAGAGGAAUCAUUCGAUAUCCCUGACAACCCACCUGCAAACCUGCACACCAACAUGAAUGUAUUUGAAAACUAUGAGGCAAGCAAGGCUUACAGCAGCAUUGAUGAGUACUUCUGGGGCAAAGCUCCUUCUACUGGAGACUUCUAUGGGAUUGUAUUUGAAAAGCCCAUUAAAAUCAGUAAAAUUAAAGUUGUCACUGGAACUGAAGACCGGCAAAAUGACAUUUUGCAUCAUGGGGCCCUGGAAGUAGGAGAAAAGAUUGUAGGGAGUAAAAAAGGGAGACAAUGUACUACUUACUUGAGACUAGGGGAAUUCAAAAAUGGGAAUUUUGAAAUAACAGACGUAGAGCACAAAGUUCUGUUUGAUAUUAACUGCAUGAGAAUACUUGUUACCAAAAGUCAAAAAGAAUGGUUGAUCAUUAGGAGCAUUAGUGUCUGGACUUCACAAACACCAAAUCAAUAA